AUGGAGUCUUCGCUAGCUUCGCCUCAAACGACUUUCGUGCAGAGCGCACGGUCAAGGUAUGAGAGCGUCAUCCUGGAGCAUGAAGGGCAGAGAGUUGAGGAUGCGAAUCACCUUCGGAUCGGGGAUGUGUUCAGCAUCGUGUGCGCGGACAUUCCUGGAUCGAUGAGCUCCGAUGGGUUUGUAGAUGAGAACUGUUGGCUGAGACGCAACUUCGACCUUGCGGAUGGAGCCGACGAUGUAGACUCGCUGUUUGUUGUGUAUGCAAAGGAGAAUCAUGCAGCUCGUAUCAAGUACAACUCAACACUGCAGCACGUGGACAGUCUGGUCGGGAUGACAGACGUGCAGAAGAAAAAGAUGCUCGCGAGCCUCCUCUCCGACAUGCAGAACGAGCAGAUGACGAACGAGUCAGAGUCCAGGAGGAACCUGGGGAAGGUUGUCAAGUUCGGGGACAAAGUGCAGCUGAAGCACUUCAAGAGCGGCAAGAUGUUGAUCGCUGAGCAAGUGGGCAAGAACGGCUCCUCCGUGGCAGGAGUGAAGAUCAGGAGGGACUACGACGAGAACUCAUGGUUUGUCUUCACUCCAAGGUACAAGAGUCACAACCUCUACGAUCCAGUCCGCUACCAUGACAGCAUCUGCAUCGCCGCCUUUGCAGCAGAGACGUUCGUGCAAGUCGCCGCAGACAAGUCGGAGGAUCCAGCGCACAACCUGCUGCCCUACGACGUCCAUGAAAUCUUCUCGUACCGAGACACCUGCAACUGGAAGCUGAGAAAGCAUGCGAGGUGGGACAGCUUCGGCCCCAGCUUCGUCAGGGGAGGGAGUGUAGUCAGGCUGACCCACAAGGAGCACGACCUCUACGUCUCCUCCAUCGUGCGGGGGGAGGAGUGCGAGCUGGGGCUGGAGAAGGAUGAGUUGGGGCUGAUGGCAUUCUCGCUGUGGAGGUUGGAGCUGGAGGGAGGGGAGACAGGUCGGCAGGUCGAGUACGGCGACAACUGUAUGCUGCAGAACCUGUUGACUGGGCGGUACCUCUGUCUCAGCAAGCAAGGGCUGGAGAUGGCGCUAGAGAGGAACUACGAUGCUCGUCUCACGUUGGAUCCUGUCUUCCUUACCUCGGGCCUAAUGCGUUGGGGGGGCUGCUGCCAUAUUCGCUCGCGAGAGCAGAAGGCGUACCUCCAUGCGCAGCACGAGCAUGACGGGAAGAGGUCGACGCUGACGAUGAUCGAGUGGUUGAACAAGGGGGAUGUCUUCGAUGUGCUGCCUGUGUCUGAGGAUGUGGAGGUAGCGUGCAGGACGAUGUUGAGUCUGGAGAAGGCGCUCAGGUUGUACCAGUCGCUGAUCAACAUGAAGGACUUCCAGGUCAAGGUCAACAUAUCGACCUACAACCACCUGUCCACCCUCAAGGUGCUUGAAGAUGCCAUCAACAACUGCAACGUCUCUCAUCACAACCGCUCCAUGUUCUGGAAGCACCUGCUGAGAAACAGCAAGGUGCUGGUGCUUGUCGUCGAGCUGGCUCUCUCCAUCUACAACCUCUGGAGCUCGUCGGAGCACAAGAACGGGGAGUUCGAGUCCCUCCGCUCCAUCUACUUCCGCUGCCAUGAGCUCUUGCAGAGCGCAUGCUACAACUGCUUCGCCAACGGCAAGACGAUCUCUUCCUUCAUCCGCGACUUCGACAGCCACUUGCGGAACCCGGUCUGCACCGAGAUCGUCGGAGAGACUAUCAAAGUGAUCAUACAUGAGAACGAGGAGUUGAUUGGCAACACUCAAGAAUCUGACAUCGACCAAUUCAUCUCUACCCUCCAGACAUCUCACGACAACCUUCCGCUGCUCCUCAAGAUCUUCACGUCGUACGCUAAGUGCGGAGACAAGGGGAUCAUACAUCUUCAAGACUACAUCUCCCACAAGCUGCUGCAGGACCUCUCCAAGUUCCUGAUCAAGACUCACAAGGGGGACAAGGACAUGGCGGAGGUCGUGUACCAGCAGGGCAAGGCGACCAAGACCAUCGACCUCGAGGCCGUGUGCGUAUCACCAGCGUACGAGGGAGUCUUCCACCUCUACCUCGUGUGUCUCGAGCUCUACGAGAGCCUCUGCAUCGGCUGCAACCACCGCAGCCGUCAAGUGAUCAACAAGCUCGUCAGCUACGACGCUCUCCUCAGCUCUCUCGAGGGAGAAAAGCUUCCCUUGUCCCUGCUGCGGAGGUUCGCCAGGCUGAUGCUCGUGCUGUACGUCCAGCGCAACCCCAGCGACUACGUCCAGCUCCACAUCUCAACGCAGCUUCUCCACGAGAUCGACGAGGCUCUCGACCUGCCCCGCCCAACCUUCGAGCUCGACAAAAUAUUCCGAGACUUCCGCCCUCUGAAGAAGUGUGUGGUGAACAACCUGUUGAACUCGGCCAAGUUCGGGCUCCUCAACAAGAACAACGGCCAAGAGGCGCUCAAGGACGCUCUCCUGUACAGCCUGUCGCUGGCCGAGCUGUGCUCCGAGCUGUUGAGACUUGGCUGCUUCUCUGACUACGAUGAGAUGAACAGCUCGCUCAUCCCUUGCCUUCUGUCCCACCUUGACAAGCGAUACGUCCCCGACGAAUGCGCUGAUCGUUCAGACAACAGAGUUGAGAACGAGAUCAGAACGACGCUGCUCAGGACCAAGCUUGCAGUCUGCCGCAUGCUCGACUUCGUCUGCGACCUGAGGCUCAAGAUCAGGCUCCCCAAGCUCCUCUCUGUGUACAAGGUUGCGAUUCCAUCGAGCAGGUCCAGGUCCUUCGGCCCCGAGGACGUGGAGAGGUUGGAGGAGCUGCUGAGGACGAACCACAGGGAUGAGAUGGCGAAGCUGAUCUCCUACCUCUCCCUCUCCAACGGAGGGGGAGGAAACAGGCUCGCAGACAACCUGCUCCACCUUCUCAAGUUUGACAUGAAGGAGCUUUCGCUAGUCGCCCUCAAACUUCUCUUCCGUGAACAUUCGCCGAGGUUGGAGCUGUACAGAGAGUUGAACAACAUACAGAUUCUCUUCGACCCUGGCUCCAUCAGCGCCUACAAGAAGUGCAAGGAGAGCAUGAGAACGCUACACAAGCACAGAGCUCGCCUCCUCCGCUCCCUCCGCUCCUCCUUCAAGACCGUCGCCAUCGACCUCGAGGAGCUAAGCGAUGUUUGCAGAGCUGUAGCCUCAGUCUCCGACAUCUGCAGGCCGAGAGAGGAGACGGCAGAGGAGGUCAGAGUCUCGAUCCACAACAAGGAGACCGUCCGCCGGUCCCGCGUCCACCUACUCAUCGUCGAGGUACUGGAAGCAAGUAUCAAGUGGAUCUCAGCUUCGACGCUGUCGUAUGAUCCGAGGGAAGCUGAGAGGGGAGUGCUGGAACAGAGGUUUCUACGGCUGCUCUACCUCUGCUUCCGCUUCAUCGACAGCUUCUGCCGCCAUGCUGAAGAGAACCAGAUGCUGCUGUCCAAGCAUGUCGACCUCCUCCUCGUCUUCAUCGGACGUGGGCUCCAUGUUACCAGAGCUCUGUCCUCCAUCUUCCAGGACAACUGGAAGUUGUCGAAUGAGGUGGAGGAGAAGACCAUUGCUCGGAUCAUCCAGCACAUCAUAUCAGGGUCAGACCACAAGUACCGCAAGCCUCACUACCUCGACUUCUUCUGCUCCGUCUGCCUAGUAGGCGGCACCCACGUCUCCAAAAACCUCCAGUACACCUUCAAGCAGCUGUGCCAGUACGGGCCGUACAAGUGCGAGGGGUCGAGGAGCCUGGGCGGUGCCGACGACAGGUCGCCGGAUACGGAGGAGGAGGCUCUGCUGCUUUUUCGAGGGCAGGGCGGGAGGCGGAGGAAGGUAGAGCUGCUGGCAAACGGAAGGUCUGCCGCCAAUCUGACAGACAAGGUCCUGCACCUCCUGUCGACGGUACACAGCGGGAGCGAAGAGAAGGCAUCCAGGGUAACGUUCACGGAUGCUCUGGAGAAGCGAUCAGUGUUCCACAUGGCGUACCAUGUGAAGCUGCUGAACUUGCUCAUCGUCAUGCUGGAGGAUCCCAACUCAGAGCUGCACUUCCAGGUUCAGAGUCUGCUCCCUCCGACCAAGUUGAAGGAGGAGAUCUUGUCUGAAGAGACGCUGCCAUGCGCCAAGAUGCACCUGCUCAGGAUCAUGCGGCUGUUGUACCUCAGGAACGACCAGCCCAUCUCCCAUCCGAUCCUCCAAGAGAACCUGUGGGACAUCAUUCAGUACGUGCAGGAGACGGUCAGGUCAGUCAGCCUGCGAGAGUUCUCGGUGCUCUUCUCUCCUCGUUCCUUCAACUUCUCCCAGCUGUUCGUCAACGACUGGGCUCCCUUCAUCAAGGACGUGCUGGUCAAGGAGGAGGUCAUGGAGCAGACGAGCGAGGACAACAUGACAUGCCUUAGCCUUCUUGUCGACCGCAUUGUCGACAUUCUUAACGAGCGAGCGCUGAACGCUGACAGGGCCUCCGUCCUCGUCGACAUCUACGAGAUCGUUCGGUCCAGGCACGUCAUCUCCACCGCCGUCCUCACCGACCGCGCAAAGCAGCACAUGCAAGUCGACUCGAGCCGCAGGAGGCUGUCGGACGUGCGAGUGAGCCAAGAGGAGGAGGAGCAGCAGCAGGACUACAACCUGAAGGACAUCAAGGACCUUGCUUCGGAGUUGAUGCAGGGCGUCGAGCUCUUUGCGCAGGCUUUUCUGCAGGCUGUUGACCCCGUUGGGCGGCAGGAGACGGCUGCUGAUGGGGAGAAUGGGAGGCUCGUGCUAGGGCAGGACAGAGAGGAGAUGUUGAACCUUUGCAACAGCAUCCAGUUGCUGAAGGAGACGAAAGUGAACCUCUCCUCGUCGAGCUCGAUCUCGGAGGAGCCGACGAUGCUGUUCCAGGCGGAUCAGGCGAAGUACAUGGUGGAGCUGCUGAUCAAGAACUGCUCUGGAGGAGGAGACAUUGUUGAGCACGAGAUGCUGAUUGCGCUCAAGGUGUUGAGAAUCCUCACAGUAAGGUGGAGGAGAGCUGUCUCCGACGAGCUCCCGCCCGAGUGGCUCAGGAGUGAGGUUCCAUCCCUUCUUGUCACACUGAUGAGCGACAAGAACGUCAGCGACCGGCUCGCCUACUGUUGCAUGGAAGUUGGGAUCGAGCUCCUUCAGAGCGCGGGGCAGGUGUUCCAAGAGUCGUUCUACGAGGUGAUCAGCAUCAUGAAAGGAGCCCCGGACUUCUUCGCGGAGCUCCAGCGGAGGAUCAAGAGGGGGGAGCGGGAGGCGAAGGAGAAGCAUUCGUCGAGGAGAGGGGCCAGGGAGCAGCACAGGGCCACUGCAGGGCAGGACGGCAGCCUCCACUCGCUGGUGGUGCGAGCGAUCAGGAUGAAAGGAGGGAUGGGAGAGUCUCAGGUCAAGCACAUCAUGCGCUUCCUCCACCUGCUCUGCGAGGGUCACAACCUGAAGCUGCAGAACUUCCUGCGGUUCCAGCAAGGGAGCGCCCGGUCCGUCGACCUCGUGUCCAGUGCCGCCUCCUACGUCGACGGAGUCGUGCAGUACAUCUCAUGCCGGACGGUGGAGGAGGUUCAGGUCGCAAUGCUCGCCAUCGCUGAAUUCACUCAGAGUCCUUGCCGGGGCAACCAGGUGGCGCUGGUGGAUACGAGGCUGUGCGCUUGUGCCAACGAGAUUCUGAGCCUCAACAUGGCGAGGACUAGCUCGAAGGUCGAGGAGGAGGAGGAGGAGGAGUACGAGAAGAACAUCUUCAAACUGAAGGCGGCUACUGCUACAGUACUCCUUGCCCUCCUGGAGUGCGUCGACCGUUCUUAUAUCCCAGAGAGGAUGCUUGCUUCUUUGAACGCCAACAACCUCAUCGACAACAUGAACCUCUUGCUGCGCAAGUACAACCCGAACAGACUUCGGACUCUCAAGUCCCUCCAUGACUGCGAGAAGAUCAAGCUUCACAUACCGAAGCACUUCGACGCCUCCUUCUGGGAUAUCCCGCACACGACUGGGGAGAGCGAGGAGGACAAGGAGGCUGAGACUAUCGCCCAGCACUACUACAUCACAUACAUCACUCUCGCAGAGUUCGACAACACCGGGACCUUGCAGAAGGCGUGCACAGAAGAAAACAUAUGGGACCUGAACAACUUGAAGCGGAAAGUUGGUGUGAUAGAGAUCAGCAGGAAAGGAGUGUUGGAAAGAGCUUACUUCAUCAUCCCAGACAUCUGCCAGUACCUUACCGUCACCUCCAAAAAGCGCUUCAUCUACAACGUCAAACGGACCAACUUGCAAUCUCAGCUGACGGGUUUCACGGAGAGAAUGGAGGAGUUCUACGAUGAGAUGAGGUAUCAGCAGCUGCUGAACCAGCAUCCCCUCCUGCGCUUCUUCGGCCUGUCCUACCGCGUGAGGGAGCAAGCCUUCUUCUUCAACGCCUGCCUCAUCAACCUCGUCAUCCUCUUCUUCUACGCGUACGAGUGCAACGGGUCGUUCGACUGCGGCGACAACGAGGACUUGAGGACGUACAAGGUCCGCCCUGUGGCCAAGGAAUGUCUGAUCGCCCUCUCAGUCGUCCAGUUCCUCCUCGCCAUCACGCGGCAGUGGUGGUACGUGGUAGAGCGAGGGAUCCCCAGGAUCAAGCAGCUCAUUCAGAGACACAGCUACCUCCCUCCGCAGAACCGCCUCCUCCAGCUCCUCCUCUCCCUCCCCCCCGAUCAGUCCGACCCCAACUACCGCCAUCGACGACUCAAGGUCCGACCGAGCGCGCUGCAAGUGAGGAAAGUCGACUUUGUGAGCGUGUUGUACCUCUUCUCGGACCUCUUCUUCUGGUGGAUAACGCUCAUGUCCCUUGCAAGCCUCCUCGCGCUCGUGCUCUCGUCGGAGGGGCGAUUCUUCUUCCUCCUCAUCCACCUCCUCGAAGUGUUCAAUCACAGCCGAGUGCUGCGCAACGUGAUCAAGUCCAUCACAUACCGUGGGGCCUCGCUGAUCCAGACUGCCGUGCUGCUCGUCAUCAUGUACUACAUCUUCGGCGUCGUAGGCUUCCUCCUCUUCCCUGAGAAGUUCCGCUUCGAGAGGGCCAACAUCGAGGGAGGUCGCAGGCUGGACCCGAACAACAACGGAGCGCGGUGUACUUCAAUAUGGAAGUGUACCCUGGUGGUCCUGGACAUGGGCCUGCGCAAGGGAGACCUUGGUGAAGCUCUCCAUGAGAUCCCUUGGACCGUCGACGACCCUUCCAGUCCCGAUCGCUAUCUCAUCGUGUACCGCAUGGUGUACACGUUCCUGUUCUACGUGAUGGUCACGACGAUCCUGAUGAACAUCAUCUUCGGUAUCAUCAUCGACACCUUCGCGGAGCUGCGCGAGAAGAAGGAGGAGCUGGAUGAAGAGAUUACGGGGAAGUGCUUCAUCUGCGGCCUCGACCGCAUCCUCUUCGACCAGGAGAGCAGGACGGGAACGGGCUUCGAGGACCACAUAGGAAGAGAGCACAACCUCUGGAACUACCUCUACUUCUUCGUGUACCUCAAGGAGAGGGACUAUGACGACUACUCCGGCGGCGAGUCUUACGUCUUCAGCAAGGUCCUGACCCUGGUACGUGACCCGGACACCCACGAGGUCCUCUGCGACAAAGACACUGGCAAGCAGCUCAAGGUCGCAAAGCAGAAGGUCGACCUCCUCUGGUUUCCUCAGAGAGCCGCGAUCGUUCUUGGCGCUCAUGGAGAGGGCAAGGAGGAGGAGCUACUCAAGAAGCUGGAAGAUGUUCACCAGAGCUCAGCAGCUAUCAAUCACUCGCUAUCCCACCAGCUCGAUAAGGUGCUCGCCGCUACCAGGAAACGAUACAACCAAGAGGAAUGA
Messenger RNA from Guillardia theta CCMP2712, 7785 nucleotides. RefSeq lists its product as hypothetical. Lineage: Eukaryota; Cryptophyceae; Pyrenomonadales; Geminigeraceae. Gene Ontology annotation, cellular component: membrane. Bases 1 to 7785 code for a protein of 2594 amino acids. Gene Ontology annotation, molecular function: calcium channel activity. Gene Ontology annotation, biological process: calcium ion transmembrane transport. The record is from RefSeq and is a predicted model, not a curated record. The transcript is spliced from 5 exons.